AUGAUUCUGCAACAGAUUGACCCUUACAGUGAGGUAUAUUCAGGGUUGGAUGAGAGUGGUUAUUUGUUUAACACCUCAGGACAGAAUAGUGAAAGCACCAGACUGUUUGCCUCAGACAAGCUGUACCUUGAACUAAAUACCAACUAUGGAAAUAACUCAAAAGGCUUUAAAGCCUCCUUUUCUGUAGACUGUGAGAAGCCAAAUUUCAACCUGCACACAACACCCAGUUCAGAUAACAAGUAUUACAAGUCUAAAUUACGGAUAACCUGUGACAAAGGCUAUCACUUCAGGGAUGAGAUGUAUCAGCCUCAAAGAACUGGCAUAACUUACGUGGAAAUGGAAUCUGUGUACUGCGGCUUGCCACAGUCAGUAGAUAACGGUUAUGUGGAGACAUCAACUGGUGUUGUGUUUGGCAAAGUGACUACAUACAACUGUUUUGAUGGUUAUACUCUGGCUCAUCACAACCCAAGCAUCUGUGAGUCGGAUGGCAGGUGGACAGACCCUCCAGCAUGUAUAGCUUCAAACUGCUCAGCGCUUGAAAAAGUAGAGAAUGGCAACAUGACUGUAGAUGGAGAUGGGUCCAGUUAUUCCACAGUUGUGGAGUACACCUGUCAGGUGGGGUUUGAGAUUAUUGGAGCAAACCGUAUCUUCUGUACAUCUGGUAGCACCUGGUCACACCCCUCUCCUACAUGUUUUAAGGUACAGUGUCAAGUACCAGAGAAGAUCAUGAAUGGUUACAUUUCUGCACCAGAUGAGACGUAUUUCGGUGAUACCAUCGAUGUGAGCUGUGACUCGGGAUAUAGAUUAUCUGGUCCCGCUACUCUUAGCUGUCAGGCUAACCAGCAGUUUGGGAAUAUUCCAGAGUGCAUUGAUAUUGACGAAUGUGCCCAAGAUCAGCUGAAUAACUGUACAGGAGUGGCCAUGUGUGAGAACGAGCCUGGGAUGUACAGCUGUGCUUGUCCAUCAGGUUACACGCUGAAUAACGACAGCCUCUCCUGCUCUGAUGUAGACGAGUGUUCAGGCAAACAUUAUUGCAGCAAUGGAAGAUGUGUCAACAAUGAUGGGUCGUACAGCUGUGAGUGUUUUCAUGGCUACGAGCUCUUCAGCAGCCCAGAUAUGGAAGUUUACACCAUCCCAGUCUCAGAAAAUGGAUAUCGGCCUGGAGACGUGUAUUAUAUCAACCACACUUGUGUCAGAGUGAUUUGCCCCACCCCUCCUGUCCCAAACAAUACAUUGCCACUGACUGGUCAGUCACAUUAUGGGUUUGGGGACUGGAUCAGGUACAUGUGUAAACUGGGAUAUGUCCUUAGUUUUGGAGUGACGAAUCGAGAGUGUCAGGCUGAUGGCACCUGGUCCAUGGACCCACCAGUCUGCUCAGUGGCCAGGUGCCCACCAGAGGUGAUUCCUGACUGGGUGCAGAAUAGUCCUCGAGUCUCCCCAGGCAGUGAUGUUGACUACUUGAACUCGGUCACUUUAACCUGUAACAUACCCGGGAUGGAUGCCCCAGUCAUUAAACACAGAACGUGUCUGUAUGAUCAAAUGAUGAAUACCUAUCGCUUCUUUGGUGCCCCAUUUGAGUGUGGCUAUAUUGACUGUGGUGAACCAGAGGUGAUAUCAGGAGCUAAAGAUUAUAGAACCCAACUCAACAACAGCACAAUCUAUGGCCAGAGUUUCCAGGUGGAGUGUCUGCCUCUAUUCACAGUGGAUGGGGAAAGCUCAUUGGGAAACACAACAGUGACUUGUUUGAAGUCUGGCACCUGGGGGUUUAACACACUUCGUUGUUUAGGUGAAACUUGUAGUGACCCAGGACGCCCUCCUGAUGCUAUCCAGGAGGCUUCUGGCUAUGAGCAGGGUAAGAAGGUGUCCUACAAAUGUACCAGAGAAGGAUUUGAGCUGAAUGACACGACUCCAUUGAGUUGUGUCCAGGAUCCAACUGGUACAACACUUCACUGGGAUCACCCAGUUCCUUUCUGUAAAGAUAUGGAAAAGCCAAAGUUUGACAGUUGCCGAAAAUAUAUUGAGAUUGACCAGUUUGAAGAACCAGGGUUUGAUGAGCCUUUUGCCAUUGACAAUUCUGGCCUGGUGUCUGUGUUCAGUGUGCAACCUGAGGGAUUCUCACCUGAGCACAAACUGGCCGACAGCGUGGAGGUCACGUACCACGCAUCCGACGCCACUGGAAACACUGAAGACUGUCAGAUCAGUGUUCAUGUCAGAGCUUUUCAGCGGCCAGAUAUAACCUGCCCAAACACGGAGGAGGUGCUCUACCCACAUAUGACUGCUGACGUUCCUUUGAGUAAAGAUCUCGUUAACACCUCUGGAGUGGAUAUUGAGGUCACCCUGUCACCUUCCAGAAUCACCCCUUCAGACGUUGGCAAAUAUGUGACAGUGCAGGCAUGGGCAACAGAUAAAUACAACAGGGCAAAGUCAUGUAGUUUUCAAGUUCAUGUGAAGUACACUGUAUGUGCAGAGCAGCAGAUUGCCAUUCCUGUCAAUGGUGAUAGGCAGUGUAAGCCUCUGUCAUCAGUCAGCCCGACAAGCCUCUCUUGUUCUCUGACAUGUAAGCCAGGCUUCACCUUCUACCAGGACGACCUUGAAGGGAGCUUUAAGACAAAUUGUACAGAUGGCACUGGUCAACCACAGUGGACCAACUCUGAAACACCCAAUUGUGUCUCAAUUAGUGACAGAGCUCAACUAGAGGACGUGUUUCAGUUUGAAUACCAGCCAGAUCAACCCAUGCCAGAUGACUGCAUUGAUCAGUACAGGGUUAAGCUGGUGCAGUUGUUCACACGUCUGCAGGAGUUUGUGUCUGAAAAGUGCUCAUCUCUCAUAGGGGUUCCACUGAAUGCCCAAAAUUCCAUCAGUGCCACAGCUAAUGGCAGCAAGGUUUUAGUCCAUCUUACUGUACAGUACUCACCCAUUAAUGAAAGCAGUGAGCGUAUUAAGUUUUGCUCCGAUACAGUGACUGACUUAUUGUCUACGAAGGGUAUCAACCCAGACUUGGAUUACCUGCACAUGGUAGAGGCAGUAUCUCAGAACUGUUCAGCUCUUACUGGCCAGCCUCUGGGGCGAUUAAGUAAUGACUACACCUGCCCCUCACACCAAAAACUGAGAGAGGAUGCUGAAAUCUGGUGGUGCUUGAACUGUCCAGCAGGAAGCAUGAUCAGUACUGCUGGGUGUGAGGCUUGUGGGAUUGGCACAUACCAGGAAAAUGAGGGAGAGAGAAACUGUAUAAGGUGUGCUGAUGGAUUCUUCACUUACUUGGAGGGAAGGAGUAGUCCUACCCUCUGUACAGGUAGGAGACCUGACGUAUCUCUGAUCUCAAUGUUUGACAUGUAA
Messenger RNA from Liolophura sinensis, 3336 nucleotides. RefSeq names its product sushi, von Willebrand factor type A, EGF and pentraxin domain-containing protein 1-like. NCBI's taxonomy places the organism in Eukaryota, Metazoa, Mollusca, Polyplacophora, Chitonida, Chitonidae. Gene Ontology annotation, molecular function: calcium ion binding. The transcript has 18 exons. The record is from RefSeq and is a predicted model, not a curated record. Bases 1 to 3336 code for a protein of 1111 amino acids.